This is a messenger RNA of Dovyalis caffra, 714 nucleotides long. The record is from the annotation of a GenBank genome assembly. NCBI's taxonomy places the organism in Eukaryota, Viridiplantae, Streptophyta, Magnoliopsida, Malpighiales, Salicaceae.
AUGCCUCUUUUACCAUACGUGGAGCUAUACAUUCGUGAAGAUACGAGUAUUUUGCCGGCCAACCAAACACCACCAUGGCCUAAAGCUUUCUUUAUCAAAUUCUCCGUUAAUCGAUUUGUUAAUAUAUACCAUUCUGAAGGAUUAAUCCAAAACUAUGAUGGUGAAACAGCAAACUUUUGCCUUUGCUUUCAUCCGGUAGAAGUAGGGAGUCUGUAUAACACUUUCUAUCAUCCAAUGCAGGACUUUAUUUCACGAGAUGGCGCAGCAGAGUUCUUUAAUGACAUGCUUGACACCUUCGAAGUUAAAGUAUCCGUGAAUCAAAGUAUUUUUGACAAUUUCUUCUCCAAAAUGUCAUCAAUGGCUUACAAUGCUCGAGCUUAUGAUCGUAAGAUAGUGCCGGUCAUUGUGGAGAUCAAGGUUGAUGUGUGGGAAGAAUUUCAUCCAGGAUCAUUCGAGUUCUGCAUACCAAAUUAUGUCGAUGAAAUCAUGAGGAAGGGGAGCGUAAACUGUGUUUGCCAUUCAUCUUUGCAGGUAUUGAAGAGACCCAAACCGGACAGCAGUUCAAAGGAACAGUGCCCCAUCUGUCUGGCAAUAAUGGAUGGCGAACAAGAGGCACUGCAGUUGCCAUGUUCGCACAUCUAUCAUUGCGAUUGCAUUCUUACGUGGUUGAGAAAUAAUUCAUCAUGUCCGUUGUGCCGAUAUCAUAUUGAAUGA